AUGUCAGCAAACAGUACAACACGGAACGGUCUCUCAACAGAAUCUUGGAUUGUCGGUUAUUACUCAUUAUUUCUAACAAUUAUUGGUACAAUUCUCAAUCUUUUCAGUUUUAUUAUCCUCUAUCGAGCACCAUUUCGAAAUGGGAACAAUAGAGGAACUCUGCAUUAUAUGCGUACAAUAGCUAUAUUUGAUAUCUUAAUGUUAUACGGGUGGAAUCUUGAUCAUUAUCUAGCACAAAUAUAUGGUCUUACUCUUUUAAGAUACUCUGUACUUUCUUGUAAAGUUGUAACUUUCGUCAGCUAUUUUACUGCCCAAGUAUCUGCAUAUCUUCGUGUUUUCAUUUGUAUUGAUCGUUAUUUUUCACUCAGUCGAAUUCGCCCAGUUUGGAUUCAUCGACCAAGAAACACUCUCAUUAUUAUCGCCUGUAUUAUCAUAUUAGUAUUAUUGCUAAAUUUCCACAUUCUCAUCUUUGUUUGUUACCAAAAAAUAAAUGGCUCUGUUGCUAUUGGUGCUCAAUAUUAUAGAUUCUAUCCAUUAUGGGAUUAUGUCAAUCUGGGUGUGUACAAUUGCGUUCCAUUCAUACUGAUGGUCAUUUUCAAUAGUGGAAUUAUUCAUCAUUUAAUUCGAGUUCGCCAGACAAGAAUAAUACGUAAUUCACGUUUGAAUCAUCGAUCGAUUACAAUUACAUUAGUUAUUACCACGUCUCUGUUUCUUAUUAUGACAAUACCAGCGACAGUGGCUUUUGCAUUUUUUAUUCGAUCAGAUAAAACCAUUCUGAGGUUUCUUGAUGGAAUUUUUUACACGUAUCAUAUCUCAUCAUUUCCAUUGUAUAUGUUCACCUUUCAUGAAUUUCGACAAGAAUGUGUUAAUGUAUUGCGAUGUAGAAAACCCUAG
This is a messenger RNA of Adineta ricciae, 894 nucleotides long. NCBI's taxonomy places the organism in Eukaryota, Metazoa, Rotifera, Eurotatoria, Adinetida, Adinetidae. The record is from the annotation of a GenBank genome assembly.